Molecule: messenger RNA, 1317 nt
Organism: Phaeoacremonium minimum UCRPA7
Lineage: Eukaryota; Fungi; Ascomycota; Sordariomycetes; Togniniales; Togniniaceae
Product: putative xylosidase protein
Exons: 1
Coding region: 1-1317 (438 amino acids)
Biological process (GO): carbohydrate metabolic process
Molecular function (GO): hydrolase activity, hydrolyzing O-glycosyl compounds
Source: RefSeq, a predicted model, not a curated record
AUGCUGGCAACAGGUGGACUAUAUGCACCAACAAUCCGAUAUCACAACGACACAUUUUACGUGAUCUGCACCAACUGUAAACGCGGAGACAGUUACGAAAAAGAUGGACAGGACAAAUCUGAAAACUUCGUCGUCUCAUGCAGUGACAUUUGGUCGAAUGAGUGGAGCGACCCUGUCUACUUUGAGUUUGAUGGGAUCGACCCCAGCCUUUUCUUUGAAGACGGGAAAGCCUACGUGCAUGCGUCGGCUGCACCUGGACCUUGGACCAAGAUCAAUCUGUUCGAAAUAGAUCUUAGCACGGGAGAGAAGCUCUCUCCAGAGAAGACGAUCUGGGAAGGCACGGGUGGUGUCUGGCCUGAAGGGCCGCACAUUUACAAGAAGGAUGGGUGGUACUACUUGAUGAUUGCCGAGGGCGGUACGCACGAGAAUCACAUGGUUGUCAUGUCACGCUCUCGAGACAUUUGGGGUCCUUACGAGGCAUGCCCGAAUAACCCAAUUCUCACGGCCAGAGGUACCAACGAGUAUGUCCAAUAUACUGGUCAUUGCGACGCUUUCCAAGACGAGCAGGGACAGUGGUGGGGUGUCUGUCUUGCCGUGCGUAAGGACACUAAGGGAAGGUACAAUAUGGGACGAGAGACCUUCAUCACUCAUGGUACUUGGAAUGGCGAUUGGUUGUCAUUCGAUACCGUCAAGAUUACACCGGAAGAUCUGGCACCCCCAUCAACCGGUAUUGCAGUACUCACCGCGGCGCCAUCUGCUGACCUGAUCUACAUCCGAGAUCCCGAGAUAGGGCGGUACAGCAUCCUCGACAGUGGUGCGGAAGUAGCACUGACCGCAUCACUCAUUAAUUUUACCAACCCACGACUAUCUCCAACAUUUAUUGGCAAGCGACAACGGAAGUUAAAGGGUAGAAGCAGCGCAACGCUUAGAGGUAGCAGUGUAUCUCAGUCGGCCAAAUUCAAGGCUGGAAUUGCAUGCUAUAAAGACGAACAUCGAUUUCUUAGAAUCUUCUACGAUGUGUCGACAUCCAUCGUUACAUCCGAGCUCAGAAACAACGCCAAACAAAUUUAUAAAACAGAGAGUCGCGAAGUCCAAGGUGCCGAUAGUCAUAUAACCUUCCGGAUAUCUUACACAGAGGCAGAGUACCGUCUGGAGUACACAACGCAGCAAGACCCUGAUUUACCUUUCACAACCAUGCAAGUAAUCGACACGCUAGAUAUGACGGGGCCAGAUUUCGUUGGUCCAGUAAUUGGCGUCUUUGCCGUUGCCGAGGCUGGAGAACCGGUGGUUGAGUUCGCUGGGUUUUCCGUGGAGUGA